UUUUCCGUCUCUCUUAUCAUCCUCCAUCUGCCUCCCUUUCUCCCUUCUUCAUCAUCCCGCAUCGCGUCUUUCAUCAAUUCACGGCCUCUUCUCCAUCAACUUUGUCAUCUUCUUUGUCUCAUUACUUUGUAUCCUUUGCGCCUAACCUCUUCCGGCGCACGCCUCCCAGUUUCAAGCUUUCUGCCUCUCCCCUUUGUAGAGCUGCAACCCCGUUAGGCGCCGAACCACGCUUCGCGCUUGAAAUCCGCGACUCAUCCCUCUAUCCAUCAUACUAGUGUCUCUCCUACUUCUGUCAAUUUAACAACAUGUCCGGAAAAUUGGAUAAGUCCUUGGACGAAAUUCUCGUCAACCGUCGUCAAGGUGUGCGCCGCCGCCGUCGUGGUGCUUCCUCCAAGGCUGUGACCGCGACUGUCCCUGUUGGUGGUGUGAAGAAGACCACGAAGAGUGCUAAGCCUGCUGGAAAGGCUGUCCAGAAUGGACACCCAGUAUCAUCUGAAAGCAAGAUCAUGGUCAGCGGCUUGCCUGCCGAUGUAAAUGAGGCCAAUAUCAAGGAAUACUUCUCAAAAUCCGCAGGUCCCGUCAAGCGAGUCAUGCUUACUUACAACCAGAACGGCACCAGCCGUGGCAUUGCCUCCAUUGUAUUCAGCAAGCCUGAUACGGCCGCCAAGGCCGCUAAGGACUUGAACGGACUUCUCGUCGAUGGCAGGCCCAUGAAGAUCGAGGUUGUUGUUGACGCAUUCCACGCCCCUGCAGUUCCUGCACCCAAGCCACUUGGCGAGCGUGUCGCCCAGGGCAAGUCCCAGCCAAAGCCUGCAACAACCACCAAGACUACUGCUGCCACUCGUGGACGUGGUGGUGCAGCCCGCCGCGGCGGCCGCAAGGCUGGUCGUCCUGCCAACCGCCCCAAGGCCAAGACCGUAGAGGAACUGGAUGCAGAAAUGGUUGACUACUUUGCUGGCGGCGAGAAUUCUGGCCCCGCGGGCGGUAAUGCCGCAGUAAAUGUUGCUCCUCAGCAAGCCACUACCGGGGGAGAGGACCUCGGAAUGGCAGAAAUUUCUUAAUGAACGAUGAUUCUUUUGAUUUCACGGCGGGGGGAAAUCACUUUCGCCUUCUUUUUUUCCUCCUCGGCUAGACCGUAUACGCUCGAAGGUGGCUAUUUCGGACUUGACAUUAUCCCACCUGAUUACUUCUCUUAAAUGUGUUUUCCUAG
Molecule: messenger RNA, 1210 nt
Organism: Aspergillus ochraceoroseus IBT 24754
Lineage: Eukaryota; Fungi; Ascomycota; Eurotiomycetes; Eurotiales; Aspergillaceae
Exons: 6
Coding region: 306-1061 (251 amino acids)
Biological process (GO): mRNA export from nucleus
Cellular component (GO): nucleus
Molecular function (GO): mRNA binding
Source: RefSeq, a predicted model, not a curated record